GUUAAAACAAAAACCUUGGCCAUUAUCACAUACAAUCCCUAAUUACUGUUCAAGCAAUCAUUUUUAAGCUCGGAGAGGAAGAAUUCCAACAGAAAAGGAAGCGAUAGUCUAAUUCUGCGAUUUCAGAUGAUGACGACGGCGACGACGAGAAAAACGAGCUGUUGCGCCAUUUGCGAGAACUAUAAUAUCGCCUCAAUUUGUCAUGUAUGCGUUAAUUACAGAUUGAAUGAGUACAAUAGUAAUUUGAGGUUGUUGAAGAGUAAGAGAGAUUCGCUGUAUUCGAGACUGACUCAAGUUCUGGUGGCGAAGGGUAAGGCUGAUGAUCAACAUAGUUGGAGGGUAAUUCAAAAUGAGAAAUUAGCUAGGUUGAGGGAUAAGCUCAGACUUCAAAGAGCACAGGUUUCACAAGGAAGGGCUAAAAUGGAGAAGUUGUCUCAUGAUCUAAAAGUUAAAUACGAAGUGCUUGAGUCAGCAAUGAGUUUGGUGGAAAAGAAUCGUACUGAGCAAAUCGAGAAAUAUUAUCCUAAUCUUAUCUGCACACAGAGUUUGGGACAUAUGGCCAUUACUUCUGAACGCCUUCAUAAACAAUCUGUCAUUAUCAAGCAGAUAUGCAAGUUAUUUCCUCAGCGUCGGGUGUUUAUUGAUGGAGAGAGAAAAGAUGGUUAUAGUGGUCCAUAUGAUACAAUUUCCAAUGCACGCUUGCCAAGAAGGUUAGAUCCCCACUCAGUUCCAUCCGAGGAACUUGCCGCCUCAUUGGGGUAUAUGGUGCAACUUUUGAAUCUAGUUCUGCAUGCUGUAUGCUCUCCUGCUCUGCAUAACUCUGGGUUUGCGGGUUCCUGUUCUCGGAUAUGGCAGCGGGAGUCAUAUUGGGAUGCUCGUCCAUCAUCUAGAAGUGAGUAUCCACUUUUUAUUCCUCGCCAAAACUCUUGCACUACUGGUGGUGAAACAUCAUGGUCUGAUAAAAGCGUGGCUUCAAUUAUUGGCGUGGCUUCAAUGGAGUCUGAGAGGAAGCCUUGUUUAGAUUCCUCUGGUGGUAGCUUCAAUUAUUCUUCUGCUUCUGCACAUUCAGUGGAGUUACACAAGGAUUUGCAGAAGGGCAUAUCACUCCUCAAGAAAAGUGUGGCAUGCCUAACUGCUUAUUGCUAUAACUCUUUGUGCCUGGAGGUUCCCUCGGAUGCCUCUACAUUUGAGACAUUUGCGAGAUUGUUGACAACACUAUCUUCUUCAAAGGAAGUUCGAAGUGUUUUAUCUCUGAGAAUGGCAUCAUCAAGGUCCAAGUCUUGCCAACAAUUGAACACAUCCGUAUGGAAUGUUGAAUCAACUGUUUCAUCGAGCACUUUGAUGGAGAGUGCACAUGCACUGCCUUCAAUGAGAAAUGCCUUUGAUAAUUAUCUCCCAAGCUUUACUGGCAGCUAUGUUUAUGCCAACGAGUUUCCUGAGUAUGGGAAGAAUGAAAACCUAAUGGAAGGAUGGGAUUUGGUGGAGCAUCCUACUUUUCCACCUCCUCCAUCACAUACUGAAGACGUGGAGCAUUGGACUCGAGCAAUGUUCAUCGAUGCAACAAAGAAAUGAUUGAAACUACCUUGGAAUUUGUGUUGCCAACUGCCAAACCAACCUUCUCCACUGACAAGGUAACGCAGCGGGAGUAUGAAAAGCUUCUCGGCUGAUUCGACAUUGUGUAAAUAUAUGAUUUCGAGUAGGUAUGGAGAUUUGAGGUAACAAUUUCCAACUCUACUGUGAUGUACAUGCAUGCUGUAAUCUAAUGUGUUAAAUCUGUAUAUUAGUAGCUCUGUGAGAUUCAGUAGAAGCUAUCUGUAUAAUUGGUAGUUUAUUUGUAUAAAAAACUUACAUACUCCUAUUUGUAUAAAGUUGAAGAGUUUCUUCCUUGAGAUAGAAAUUGCUUUUGCUUACUCUGUGAAGCAUAAAAUACUAUUACUGCACUCCUUAGAAUAUUUAAUGGUUAAUACAGAAGAAAAAUAUAGAAAGUUAAAAAUACAGAAUUCAGUAAAGAAAAGAUAGAACUGAAUCGAAAUAAGUUUCUUCCUAGAGAUAUAUUGUUGGCUCAAAUAUUGUCAGAGUAGGAUAUGAAUUCAAAACAUGAAGUAAAAUUAAGCAACUGAGAGCCCAAGUUCUUCUCUCUAGUGAAAUAAGUUGUAAAUUAGGUCUCUAAUAAAAUUAACCACUGCUUCACUUCUUUCUCUUCUUCGGAGGCUGAAGUUCCUCCUCUUCCUCAUCUUCCUCCUCCUCGUCCUCAUCCUCCGGCUCCUCAUCCUCGUCCUCAGCAGCAUCAGGGUCGUCUCCGUCCUCAUUCUCAUCAUCUUCGUCAUCCUCAUCGUCCUCGUCAUCGUGCCCAUUGGCAGCCUCGUUUUCGUCAUCGUCAUCCUCUUCACCGGCCCCUCCCGGCCCCUUCUUGGCCUUAUCGUUGCUGUCAGCCUCGUUCCCCUGUUCGCCUUCCUCGGAAUAUUCACCUUCGUCCUCCGCAGAGCCGCCGGCUGCCGCAGCUUCGCCGUCACUGUCCUCUCCAGCUCCUCCCUCAGUGUCGACAGCUUCUGUUUGGUCUUUUGUUGUAGUCAGCAUCAGUAAUUUUGUAACGGCCUGCAACUGUUGUAUUUAUAUUUAUAUUUAUAUUUAUAUUUAUAUUUAUAUUUAUAUUUA
Molecule: messenger RNA, 2655 nt
Organism: Salvia splendens (bonfire salvia)
Lineage: Eukaryota; Viridiplantae; Streptophyta; Magnoliopsida; Lamiales; Lamiaceae
Exons: 12
Coding region: 127-1572 (481 amino acids)
Biological process (GO): SNARE complex assembly
Cellular component (GO): lytic vacuole; endosome
Molecular function (GO): SNARE binding
Source: RefSeq, a predicted model, not a curated record